Messenger RNA from Effrenium voratum, 192 nucleotides. The record is from the annotation of a GenBank genome assembly. NCBI's taxonomy places the organism in Eukaryota, Dinophyceae, Suessiales, Symbiodiniaceae.
AUGUCGGCGGAGGUCGCACCUUGCUGGAAGACGUUGGACGGCCUGGACGUGGCGAGACUCUUCGAGGAGAAGGUGGCAAUGACUGUGGCGGACAACAUGAAGGCGCCAGUAGAGCUUCGACGAAUCCGAAAGCUGCGUGCUCGUACCUACUCACCCGCAGUCACCCAGCAAGGAACCCCUGGAGCUGAUUAG